AUGAGCUCCCUGAGCUUGCGGAGCCUAGCUCCCGCUUCGAAGAUUUCCCGUGCUUUGAGGGACCAGAGACGUCUUUUCUCCUCGACAAGGGCAGCAGCCCGCAUAUUCGCCAACGGUCCUUUGCGCGCUAAGGAGGCUACUGGUUACAUUUCCUCGAAGUAUCCUGUUAUUGACCACGAAUACGAUGCUGUUGUUGUCGGUGCUGGUGGUGCCGGUCUGCGUGCGGCCUUCGGUCUGGCGGAAGCCGGGUUCAACACUGCCUGUGUCUCGAAGCUCUUCCCUACAAGAUCUCACACUGUUGCCGCUCAGGGUGGUAUCAAUGCUGCUUUGGGAAACAUGCACCCCGACGACUGGAGAUGGCACAUGUACGAUACCGUGAAGGGUUCCGAUUGGCUUGGUGACCAGGACGCCAUCCACUACAUGACCAGAGAGGCUCCCGCUAGUGUUCGUGAGCUCGAGGGUUACGGAUGCCCCUUCUCCCGUACCGAGGAUGGCCUUAUCUACCAGCGUGCGUUCGGUGGUCAGUCCAAGGAAUUCGGCAAAGGUGGACAGGCCUACCGUUGCUGCGCCGUCGCUGAUCGUACCGGUCACGCUCUUCUCCACACACUCUACGGACAGUCUCUGCGCCACAACACUAACUACUUCAUCGAGUACUUCGCUCUGGAUCUGCUGAUGGAGGAUGGUGAGUGCCGCGGUAUCAUCGCCUACAACCAGGAGGACGGUACCCUGCACCGCUUCAAGGCCCACCACACUGUUUUGGCCACUGGUGGAUACGGACGUGCCUACUUCAGCUGCACAUCUGCCCACACUUGCACUGGUGACGGUAUGGCCAUGGUCGCCCGUGCUGGUCUGCCCAACCAGGAUCUUGAGUUCGUUCAGUUCCACCCAACUGGUAUCUAUGGUGCUGGUUGCCUGAUCACCGAGGGUGCUCGUGGUGAGGGUGGUUAUCUGCUCAACUCCGAGGGUGAGCGUUUCAUGGAGCGUUAUGCCCCCACCGCCAAGGACCUGGCUUCCCGUGACGUCGUCUCUCGUUCCAUGACCCUCGAAAUCCGUGAGGGCCGUGGUGUUGGUCCCGAGAAGGACCACAUCUACCUGCAGCUGAGCCACCUGCCCGCCGAGCUUCUGCACGAGCGACUGCCCGGUAUCUCCGAGACCGCCUCCAUCUUCGCCGGUGUCGACGUCACCAAGCAGCCCAUCCCCGUCCUGCCCACGGUCCACUACAACAUGGGUGGUAUCCCCACCAAGUACACUGGUGAGGUCUUGACUGUGGAUGAGCAGGGUAACGACAAGGUUGUCCCCGGUCUGUACGCCUGUGGUGAGGCCGCCUGUGUCUCCGUCCACGGUGCCAACCGUCUGGGUGCCAACUCUCUCCUCGAUCUCGUCGUCUUCGGCCGUGCCGUUUCUCACCGUGUCCGUGACAUCGCUACCCCUGGCAAGGCCCACCGUGAGCUGAGCCCCGACGCUGGUGCCGAGUCCAUCAAGGACCUCGACUUCGUCCGCAACGCCGAUGGCCCCAAGUCGACUCACGAGAUCCGUAACGCCAUGCAGAAGACCAUGCAGACUGAUGUCAGCGUCUUCCGUACCCAAGAGAGUUUGGAUGAGGGUGUUCAGAAGAUCACUGCCAUCGACAAGAUGUUCGACCAAGUCGGUACCAAGGACCGCAGCAUGAUCUGGAACUCUGACCUUGUCGAGACUCUGGAACUUCGUAACCUGCUCACUUGCGCUACUCAAACCGCUGUUGCCGCCGCCAACCGCAAGGAGUCUCGUGGUGCCCACGCCCGUGAGGACUACCCCGAGCGUGAUGAUGAGAACUGGAUGAAGCACACUCUCACCUGGCAGAAGAAGCCUCACAGUGAGAUCGACCUCAGCUACCGCGCUGUCGAGCACAAGACCCUCGACGAGAACGAGUGCAAGAGCGUGCCUCCCUUCAAGCGUGUCUACUAGAUACAUUCCUCUACACUUGAUGUGAAGUGUAAUCUCGGCAUUCAUAUGUCUUCAAUGAGGCUGGAUUUGCCACAGGAUCCGGGUCAACCUCAACAUAGGAACCACAGGCUUUUCGACCCAUCAGCCCUUAAUUUCGUUGCUGAGCUGUGGAGGAUGGAUUGAUAAAAGAGCGUCAUGAAAAUUCUGCAUUUCCCUGUGUUAUAUCUGUAUAUCCAUGUUUUCCCUUUCAGGCGAUGAGUUAGGUGUACUCACGUUAUUUGUUUUCAUAGCAGUUUCUCAUCUACAAUUGGAGUUUCUUUUGCGUCAGGAUAGGGCUAUCCAAUCCAGUUUAGAAUUCUUCAAUAUAACCGCUAUACGGGAGUCUGGAAGCUAG
This is a messenger RNA of Aspergillus novofumigatus IBT 16806, 2317 nucleotides long. Its product is annotated as succinate dehydrogenase [ubiquinone] flavoprotein subunit. The record is from RefSeq and is a predicted model, not a curated record. Bases 1 to 1944 code for a protein of 647 amino acids. Gene Ontology annotation, biological process: tricarboxylic acid cycle; mitochondrial electron transport, succinate to ubiquinone. Gene Ontology annotation, molecular function: succinate dehydrogenase (quinone) activity; flavin adenine dinucleotide binding; electron transfer activity. The transcript has 6 exons. Lineage: Eukaryota; Fungi; Ascomycota; Eurotiomycetes; Eurotiales; Aspergillaceae.